AUGGCUCGAGUAUACGCCGACGUCAACCAGAACAUGCCUCGGAGCUACUGGGACUAUGACAGCGUUAACAUCGGUUGGGGAGUCCUGGAAAACUACGAGGUCGUUAGGAAAAUUGGCCGCGGCAAAUAUUCCGAGGUGUUCGAGGGGAUCAACGUGGUCAACUACCAAAAAUGCGUAAUCAAGGUGCUCAAGCCCGUUAAGAAGAAGAAGAUAAAGCGUGAGAUCAAGAUUCUGCAGAAUUUGGCUGGUGGGCCCAACAUUGUCGAGUUGCUCGAUGUGGUGCGGGAUUCACAGAGUAAGACGCCCUCGCUCAUCUUCGAAUACGUCAACAACAUCGACUUUCGCACCCUCUACCCAAAGUUCAACGACAUCGAUGUGCGGUACUACAUCUACGAGCUGCUCAAGGCCCUCGACUACUGCCACAGCAAGGGCAUCAUGCACCGCGAUGUCAAGCCCCACAACGUUAUGAUCGACCAUGACACCAAGAAGUUACGUCUCAUCGAUUGGGGUCUCGCCGAGUUCUACCACCCCGGCACCGAGUAUAACGUCCGCGUGGCCUCCCGCUACUUCAAGGGUCCGGAAUUGUUGGUUGAUUUCCAGGAGUACGACUACAGCCUGGACCUGUGGAGUCUCGGCGCCAUGUUUGCCUCGAUGAUCUUCCGUAAGGAGCCAUUCUUCCACGGCAACAGCAACGCCGACCAGCUCGUUAAGAUCGCCAAGGUCCUCGGCACCGACGACCUCUUUGACUACAUCGACAAGUACGAGAUCGAGCUCGACGCCCAGUACGACGACAUCCUGGGCCGCUUCCAGAAGAAGCCUUGGCACAGUUUCGUCAAUUCGGAGAACCAGCGUUUUGUCAGCAACGAAUCGAUCGACUUUCUCGACAAGCUCCUGCGCUACGACCACGCAGAACGUCUCACGGCCAAAGAAGCCAUGGCACACCCGUACUUCGCCCCCAUCCGCGACCCAGAAACUCUCCAGCAGUAUCUCUCUGGCGACACGCAAUCUUGA
Molecule: messenger RNA, 1011 nt
Organism: Dichotomopilus funicola
Lineage: Eukaryota; Fungi; Ascomycota; Sordariomycetes; Sordariales; Chaetomiaceae
Product: casein kinase
Exons: 5
Coding region: 1-1011 (336 amino acids)
Biological process (GO): regulation of cell cycle; regulation of transcription by RNA polymerase I; DNA damage response
Cellular component (GO): protein kinase CK2 complex; nucleus; cytosol
Molecular function (GO): ATP binding; protein serine/threonine kinase activity
Source: RefSeq, a predicted model, not a curated record